Molecule: messenger RNA, 2034 nt
Organism: Penicillium longicatenatum
Lineage: Eukaryota; Fungi; Ascomycota; Eurotiomycetes; Eurotiales; Aspergillaceae
Product: ferric reductase family protein
Exons: 8
Coding region: 1-2034 (677 amino acids)
Biological process (GO): intracellular iron ion homeostasis; iron ion transport; copper ion import
Cellular component (GO): plasma membrane
Molecular function (GO): ferric-chelate reductase activity
Source: RefSeq, a predicted model, not a curated record
AUGAGUGAAUCCAAAGCCACAAAGGCUGCUGCAAAGAGAUUGCGCCAAUCUAAUAAUGAGUGGAGCAAUGAAUACUUUGCCAUUGCUAUCGGCUCGAUUAUGUGUCUAUUUGCUAUGUACCACUGGUUAAGUGUGAUUCACUUUCACUAUGGCCCAAGAAGGAGGUAUCCUGCGUUAACUCGGAAGUAUAGGCUCAGUAUUAAACACACGUUUCUUAUAUGCAAUAGGCAAGCUCGCCGCUUUCUCGCCAGCUCAACGAUGGGACUAAGAACCGAUCGGUCUAUUCUGUAUAUCAUCUAUUGGGCUAUCAAUCUAAUUCUUGCCCUGACCAAUGUUGACCUUACCGAAGUGACAUAUAUUGCUAAGCGAUUCGGCUGGAUUUCAGUCGCGAAUCUGGUACUUUUGGUCUUUCUGGCGUUAAAGAAUACGCCUCUCGCAAUAUUGACUGCGAAAUCCUAUGAGAAGCUUCGCCCGCUCCACAAGGUUGCCGGUUACACCUGCAUCUUCACAAGUGUCCUGCACGCUGUAGUGUACCUAUCUACGUGGUCAGAAACCGGAAAGCUGAAGAAGAUGGAGAAGAGGAAGAAUUAUGCCGGUGCUAUUGCAGGUCUUGCUAUGGUAAUUGUUGGAUUUUCAACUAUCACCUACUCCAUGCGCAGACAUUAUGAACUCUUCUACAUGUUACAUCUGUACAUGUUCAUCUUGAUUAUGAUUACUGUCGGGAUGCAUCGUCCGGAAUUCUCAAGCUCAACCGUGAUCAUCGUGAUCUUCACGGCCUGUCUUUGGGUCAUGGAUCGCCUCAUCCGGGGCGCAAAGAUAAUGUGGAACUUCUUUGGAAAUUAUGCCACCGUGACAGCUUUACCUAAUGAGGCUCUUCGGGUAAAGCUCAGUCGUCGCGUGCACUCCAGUCCUGGUUCCCAUGCCUUCUUGUGGGUUCCCGCCAUCCGCUGGGUCGAAAGCCAUCCAUUUACUCUCCUUUCUUCGACCCCCUCAGAGUUCGUGAUUCGAGUGUAUGGUGGGUUUACACGGGAUUUGUAUAGAGCUGCCCAGCAAGCACCGGGCAUGUCUUUACGCUGCUCCGUGGACGGCCCAUAUGGCCAAGUCCCUAAUUUUAGGAACUUUGACAAGGUCGUUCUUGUCGCCGGUGGCAGUGGUGCUAGCUUCACAUUUUCCGUUGUGUUGGACUUGAUUGAGUCAAACACUCCGGUGAUCAAGUCAAUCGAUUUCAUCUGGGUAGUAAGGAACCACGAUAGUCUCGAAUGGUUCGCCCAAGAGCUGAAGCAACUUCAGUCUCAUCCGGAAGUGAAUGUACUCAUCCAUAUCACUCGCCCGACCGAUAUUACCAGGCUAUCAUCUCUGACCUCAGGCCCACUCUCAGAAAAGGUUUCUGUGGAUGGAAACUUAUCUCUAGUAGAAAGUUCUCGAGCCGUUUCAGCUCAUGACCUUGAGAAGAGCACUUUGCAAAAAGUGACGGCAAAAUUGCCCUCAAUCAGUGAAUUCCGACCUGGGCGCCCAGAUAUUGGAAGUCUCAUCGAAGCCGCGGCCACAAAAGGCGGCAACUCGGAUGAUCGUGUCAUCGUCGGCGCUUGUGGUCCUAGCGACCUUAUCAGCACGAUACGAAAUGCCGUCAACGAUGACAUUCGUGAUGAUGGGUUAUCAGUCACACUUUACACUGAGUGCGAGAAUCUGACCGAAGUCCUUUCGGAAAAUCAGAAGAUUUUCUCGGCAUGCGCAUUAAUAUGGAACAUUGUGGUGUCUGGUAUCCUAGAUGAAGAAUCUGGAUGUGAUGGCUAUUUCAUUUCGCCUCUGAUGGAGUACCCCGAAGACCAGUUGCUGCUGAUUAAUUGGAAGUCUGUCGAUGUGAGUUCGCGGGCCAUUUUACAAGGUGGAAUAAAAGCUGACUCUCGCUCCCAGGCUCACCAUGAGGAAUUUGAGAAGAAGCCUGGCUUCAAGGGGUGCAUUGAUGCUUUGUAUGACUAUUACAAGGAAUUUGUUGUUCCCUGGCACAUUACUGAGUUGACUCGGGUACAAUAA